Podarcis lilfordi (Lilford's wall lizard) is the source of this 21209-nucleotide messenger RNA. NCBI's taxonomy places the organism in Eukaryota, Metazoa, Chordata, Lepidosauria, Squamata, Lacertidae. The record is from the annotation of a GenBank genome assembly.
UGGACUCCCAGCUGCUGCUGUCUCUCUCCAGCCUCGCUCAGCUUAGUCAUGCCUGCUCGCUAGGAUCCUAAAUGGCUGACUGGGGGGGGACCCCUUCUCUACACCCCCCCAAGCCUUAGGAAGGCUGAUCUUAUGGGGGGAUCCCUAGUCAUCUCCCCGCAAAGCGUGCUCCUCCUUCCCGAUCCAGAAUUCUCCCCAUUUAGGGGCUUUUGCACACAUUUAUCUCCCGGCCUCAGGAUUGCAUUGCGGAUUCCAAAACAGUGCUGUCCUCCCCCCGCCCGUCCUGCCCUCUCUUCCCCUUCAUUGGCCAAACUCAUUUCCCCCAACCCCUGGGAUAGGCUGCCUGGCCCCGACGUCCCGCCCCUCUCCUCCCCCCCGCAGGGUAAAGUGCUGCGAAGUUUCCUAUACAAAGUUAAGAGGCGUUCGAAAGCCAUCCUUUUUUCCACCUUCUAAAAAAACUUCCAGAUCUGAGAGUAAGACUCAGGUAAGGAUGGAUGGAAAGGUGAAGAGGAAGGGGGUUGUUGUGGGGCAAUAGUAUGGGUCACCGGAGAGGGGGGGCCCCACAAUUUUAGGGCAAGCAGCUCUCAAGGGAAGAGGGGGGCGGCGGCGGCAUGAUUUGGUCCAGCGGAGGGAAUCCCCGAGGGUCGCUGAUGCAGGGUUACCAUGGCAACAGCCCCAUCAGCUCUCCCGUUGCCCCUUUAGGGGGGUGAGUUGGUUGUGAUUUCACCUUGCCUUCUGGAAGAGAGUUGCUGCUUUUUCGGGUUAUCUAUCUAUCUAGAGAGAGAGAAGAGAGUAGGCUUGCAGUUUCUAUGGGACUCGUUUUUGAGAUCCCUCCAGGUAUACUCCCCUCCCCCAACCACCGUUGCCUUGCAGGUAACUUUGGUUCCAAAACUGGCAUUUGGCUCAGCGAUCAAUGCAAAGGGAAGGGUCUAGACCAGAUCCUUUUAUGCGUGGUUUGAGAGGGGCGAUGCUGGAGUUGGGAGAGGUUCCUCUGUCCCAUCGCAAAAGCCCACCUGUGCCCAUAUAUUGUACCCGGUUGCCACCCGCAUACACAAUCGUGCCCACAUACCCUGCAUGAAUUAAUCCAGAAGAAUUUAUUCACCGGUUCUGUAUACUCUUGAGUUUGCAAGCCCCUGGAACCCUUAGGGUUGUGUUUUGAUGGAGAGGCGAGAUCUUAAUUGGCUGUAUAAUCCUCACUUCAACCUUUGGAAUGUUUGUAAGGGGUCCAUCUUUUCUGCCUUCCAAGCUGCCAGUGCUACAGGGUGAUUUAUUCCUGGUGGUUGCGGGUUUUUUGGCUGUCAUGCUCAACAUUCGCACACACCGCUUUUUGAACACCCUAGAGCUUCACACCUUCAGUUAUCUGUCAGGGAUUACAGUGGUACCUCGGGUUAAGUACUUAAUUCGUUCCGGAGGUCCGUACUUAACCUGAAACUGUUCUUAACCUGAAGCACCACUUUAGCUAAUGGGGCCUCCUGCUGCUGCCGCGCCGCCAGAGCACGAUUUCUGUUCUCAUCCUGAAGCAAAGUUCUUAACCUGAAGCACUAUUUCUGGGUUAGCGGAGUCUGUAACCUGAAGCGUAUGUAACCUGAAGCGUAUGUAACCUGAGGCACCACUGUAUUCAGCUGUGAUUCCUCCAUUGCCGAGGGUUGGGCUGGAUGACUUCCAAGUCAUUGAUUUCAUGACUGUACGAUCUCAGUAACUGUAGUUUUGCACAUGUUUACUCCGGAAAGUAAGCACCCAUUCAGUUCAAUGGGACUUCCUACCAGGUCAGUGCUUACAAGGUUGCACCCUAAACAAGGUUGCACCCUAAACUGGACUUGUUAUUUAUUUUUAAAAUUAAACUUAUAUCUUGCCCUUCCUUCCAAGUACCCCAGGGCAACUGCUGAGGAAUGAUGGGAGUCCAACAAGGGCUGUAGCUCUCCCCACUUGCUCCAACAACUUGAGUUAUCUGCAGCAGUGCGUGUUUCGCAUCCACAACUCACGCUAUUUCCAGGGGGAAGAGCUUUAUUAAUGGGUUGCAUCGAAACCUACGAAGGGUCUGAUCAGAGGUACAAAGCCCUUCCAUUUCUUGUUGGACUCCAGUUCCCAUCAGCCCACAUCAGAAUAGCCCAGUUGGUCACGGAUUAUGGGAGUUGUAGUGGAGCAACAUCUGGAGGGCUCCACGUUGGCAUUAUGAGAUGCCCUGAAGAUACCAGGCAGCUCACGUACAAUGGAAUCACCAUUCCGGGUUCCUGCCCCGCAACAAGCCCUCUCACAUCCCUGCUGAAGGCUGCCAGGACCUCAUGUAGAAUCAUAGAAUUGUAGAAUUGGAAGGGAUCCUGCGGGUCAUCUAGUCCAACCCCCUUAUUGCAGCUAUAUCCUGCUUUUUUUCUCCAAGGAGCUGAAGUUGGUGUACAUGGCUCUCUUCCUUCCUUCCUCCCUCCCUCCCUCAACCUGCACAACAGCUGUGAAGUAGGUCAGACUAAGAGGUCAUGCUGAGAGGGGUUUUGAAUCUGGGUCUCCCAGGUCCUAGUCCAACAUGCUAACCGCCACACCACCGCGGGCUCUCUUGUUGUCCUCUGAAAAAUUUAAAAAGUGUUGUUGUAGAGAGAGGCCCAUUUUUGUCCCUGCCUGUGUCGGGUGGUGCUUGGCUGCCUGUAGCCACUGCCGCCAAGGAUCCGGCCCGGCUAGGUUCCGCUGUCCCACAUAAAUCUCCUAUUAAGGGCACCGCUGCCAGGGUUGCUAUGGCAUCGGAGCUGGGGGGGGGGCAGAACUUGAGAGCGACAAAACAAGGCCGUUUCCUGCUUGCAUCUUCUGAUGCCUGCUGUAAAACCACAGCCUCUUUGUACGUUGAGAGCAGGAUCAGAGGACACAGAAAUAUAUGUACAUAUUGGGGUGCAGUGUGACUUUGGGGAUUUGCGAUUGUGUGGUGUUGAGAAUUAGCUUUGUCCCACAGGAUUAGGCUUCUGAAAGAGGAACAAUAGUGCCUAUUUCACUCCAAGGAUCCUGCCCCAAAACUUUUCUCUUUUCUCCCAAUUUUCGGAAGGGAGAGCUGCUGCCAGUCAGUGCCGGCAGUGCUGAUCCAGAUACACCAACGGUCUGACUCACUAGAAGGCAGUUUCCUAUGCCAGUUCAAUGGAACGGAAGGGCUGUAGAACAGUGGCAGAGCACCUGCUUUGCAUGCAGAAGGUCACAAGUUUGAAUCCCCAGCAUCUCCAAGUUAGGGCUGGGCAUGUCCUGCCUGAAACCCUGGAGAGCUGCCAGUCCGUGUCGACAACACUAAGCUAGAUAGACCAAUGGACUAACGGUUUCCUACCUCGAGAGGCUUGUCUCCAACUCAGUUUUACUAUUGAAACAGAUGGGUCUAAUUUAUACCCUGAAUAUGGCAAAAAUUACAUGCACCUGCAGUGAGUGUCAACAUCCAUGGGGACAUGCUUUUAAAAAAUAAGAUAACAUUUAAAACUGCAGCUUUUUUCUUCCUUCUUUUUCUCAAACUUCCAGAUUAGGAAUUCUCUGCAAAAAGGUGCUUUUCCUUCGUAUAACCACGGGGGCCUAGCAGGAGAGGGGGGGUGGGAACCCAAACCAGCAAGGCUGUUUAAAAUCCCGCGUCCAAAAAAGGAAUAGUGGAGAGUUACUUGUUGUGGGGGGAGCAGGAAUUAUUUCCCUUCUGGAGCUCCCUAUGGGAGUCGAAAAGCUUGGAGUUAAAUGGAUUCUGGGGCAGGAGGCAAGAAAGAUCUUGUCAUGUCCCUCCAGAGCAGUCUGGGCUGGUCUGCUCAGCAAUUUCCACCUGCUAAAGUAUAUUAAAAGCGUCUAAAAAUACCUCCCUCCUUUUCCCCAAAGUCAGUCUCCUGUUCUGACAGCUGUUCCCUACAGGGAAGGGGUGCGGUGAGGGGGAUAUUUAACAAGAAUGUAUUGCAUGGAGGGGAGAGAAGAGGUCUUGAAAAGUAAAGAAUUUACUUCUCAUCUCUUAACAGCAGACCAGGCCGGCUGCAUUGCUAAAUCCUGGAAGACCUUAAUCUUAAUCAUCGGGAUUGCUGUGUUUAAGGGCUGGCAGAUUGCCCUACUUGAAGAGAUGUCCCAUAAACUAAAACUACAUAAUGGGCAGAGCUCGAAUGACCAUUUUUAAUUUUCAUAUAUGCCUUGAUUUUACUUCUUCUACAAAAUACUGAGUUGCAGGAUCACUCAGUGCCACCAGUAUAUGCAAAUGCCAGAUUCUCAACAAUAAGGGAGAUCACAAGUGGAGAUUGCUUUUAUUCAUACCAAUACCAAAGGGAAUAUUUUUAAGAGACAAUACUUUAUUAUCCUUUUACAGCUGCAUUGGAUCUUUGUAAUUUUGUUUCCAAACUGCGAAUCUUUAUGGUUUAAAGUUUUAAUUCUUUGUUCAAUUUCUUUUUAUUACAUUUAAGAAGAGAAUAAAAAUAGAGGUUUUUAUAUAUGGGCACCUCUUUUUUUUUGUUUAAGAGGAGGUAUGGAGUGCCUAUUCCUUUGACACCUGUGCGUGUCCCCCUCCAAAAACCCACCAACUUUGUCCCAGAGCCCCAUAGAUUUGCAUUUUUUUGUGUUUGCAAGAGGACUUGUUUCCUCUUCCUCUCCUUGCUUUCGGAGUGCUGGUAAUCAGACCGCGUUCAGAGUCCGGCAUAAUUUGGAUUCCCCACAUUCUCUUUCCAGCAAGAAUAGCUCUGCCUGGAAGACGUUUUUAAAAUUGCCCACGCAGUCCCUCUUUCCCUCCUUUCCAAACCAAUAAGGGAAGAUGUUCUUCUCUUGUCUAUUCUGGGUUGGCUCCAACUCAAUCCACUUCAGAGUAGACCCAGAGUUUUAUCUAUUGUACGUUCUACUCAAAGAGUACAUUCUACUUGAAGGCUGUAUAUACACCAUGCAUCUGAAGCACAUUCCGCCCCUUCCAAAGAAUCCUGGGAAUUGUAGUUUCCUAGGUGUGCUGGGAUACGGGUGGCACUGUGGGUUAAACCACAGAGCCUAGGACUUGCCGAUCAGAAGGUUGGUGGUUCGAAUCCCCGCGACGGGGUGAGCUCCCGUUGCUCGGUCCCUGCUCCUGCCAACCUAGCAGUUCGAAAGCACGUCAAAGUGCAAGUAGAUAAAUAGGUACCACUCCGGUGGGAAGGUAAAUGGCGUUUCCGUGCGCUGCUCUGGUUUCGCCAGAAGUGGCUUAGUCAUGCUGGUCACAUGACCCGGAAGCUGUACGCCGGCUCCCUCGGCCAAUAAAGCGAGAUGUGCGCCACAACCCCAGAGUCGGUCACAACUGAACCUAAUGGUCAGGGGUCCCUUUACCUUUUUAAGCAUGCUGGGAAUACUUUGGGGUGAGUGCUUUAAAUGUACGGUGUUUAUACAGCCUAAGUUAGUCAAAGCCAUUAAAUUUCAAUGGGUCUGCUCCAAAGACCAGCAUUGGGUACAACCCUGUGACUCAACUCCAUUGAUUUUGUUACAGGUGCGAGGCUGCUCAGUCACCCAGCUCGUCGCAAGUUCCUGCUGUUGUAAACAAAAUGUGCCCUUUUUCCCUUAUGGGGUAUCCAAGAGGCCAUAUAGAGUCCUUACGUAGGUUCCCUAUUGGUAGGAGAAAAUAACAGAGGCCAACCAGAGAAUAUUGAGAAGCAAAGCAGCUAGUAAGCCUGAUCUUUAUUGAUCUGUUGCAACAGGGUCCUCACUCACCACACAACGGAAGGGAGGAAUGCAGAACAAUGGUGUGCAAGGCCUUAUAUAGAUUUUCGAAAUUGCCACCCUGUAGAUCAAGACCACCCCCAGAAACAUCAUACAUACAUCACAGAAGGGCUGAAAUCUGAGUGCUUUGUUUACCUCCUGCCUGCCAGGUUACCUGUUUAAUGGUCACUUGAUUGGAUUGCCUGGAUAGCCUGGCCAGUCUUUUGUAAUGAUAAAUACUUAGUUCCUGAUCCAGGUCACAGGCUCACACCCUGUUCAUAUCUUAAAUGUGCCCUUAAGACAGGAUUUGUGAAGGAAAAAGACAAUGGGGAGGUUUCCCACUUUGACCUUGCAGAGAAAUAAUUGAGGUCAAUUUGUUCAGGACUUUUUUUCUGUCGAGUUUUCAGACAUGUGGUUUAUAUAUUUAUGUACGUGUUUGCUUGGUACAUUUAUGAACAUUUAUUACAUAUUUAACACCUUAAAAUUCUUAUCACACUGCGGAAUAAAGGAAGGAGUCCAGCCACCAACCGGAGCAAAUAGCUGUAGACCAAAGUUUAUUGCGCAACAGGUUCAAAGAAGAAUUUUGAACCCCGAGGAUGGGGUGACAAGGACUUUUAAAACUUUCCCACCAUAUCCCAGAAUACAGUUCGUACAGCAUCGUUGCUACAUCACUGACAUGUCACAAAAGGAGAGAGGUAGACAGGGCUUACACUAGUUUAACCUUGACAAACAUGUCCAAACAAGUCCUUGGUAUAAGAUUAGCAUAAGCAGACAUGUCAGGGCAAGACCCAGGUAUAAGAUGAGCAUAGGGAGACACCUCUGAAGUCCCACCACCCAAAGUACAAUAGAACUUCCUUUUCAUGUCUGGACCCCUUGGCAAGUCUGGUGAUGGGAUUAGGCUUUCCUUGGCCAACAAUCAGCUCAGCAAUGGUCACCUCUGGGCAGUUCCUGGGGUAGGAGGUGUGUAUACACGUCCUCACGCUUGGGUGGGUGGCAGGGAAAAGAGUCGUUUUUUCCAAGGGCAAAAUAGUGUCGAAAUGGAGUGAAAUAAAUAAAUUAAGGUCUUAUGUAUAUAAUAAAGGUUCAUAAAUGUACCAAGCAAACACGUACAUAGAUAUAUAGACCACAUGUCUCAAGCUGCACAGGAGAGCAGCUCUGCAUCCAUUUUGACUCCCAGGCUGACCAGGUGUUUUCUCUGUGAGGUCAAAUGGAGGAGCCUCCCCAUUGCCUUUUCCUUCACAAAUCCUCUCUUAAGGGUAUAUCUGUGUAUGAAUAGGGUGAGCCUGUGAUCUGGCUCAGGAAUUACUGUAAAGUACUUAUCAUUACAAAAGACUGGCCAGGCUCCCCAGGGUAUCAAUCCAGUAAGCAUUAACAGGUAACUUGCCAGACAGGAGAUAAACAAGGACAGGAGAAAAACAACAUUCAAAUUUCUGUUUUAGACCACCUUUUCUGUGAUGUAGGUAUGAUGCAUCUGAGGGGUGGUCUUAGGUUACACCCCUUCCGUGAUGUAUGUAUGAUGUUUCUGGGGGUGGUCUUGAUCUACAGGGUGGCAAUUUCAAAAAUCUUUAUAAGGCCUUGCGCGCCAUUGUUCUGGGUUCCUCCUCCUCUCCUGUGGGUGAGGGGAGCACCUUGUUGCAACAGAUCAAUAAAGAUCAGGCUUACGAGCUGCUUUGCUUCUCAAUAUUCUCUGGUUGGCCUCUGGGUUUUUCUCUCCGGCCGAUGGAGAACCUACAAAGGACUCUAUGAGGGCUCUUGUGUUCCCCAUAAGGGAAUAAGGACAGAUUUUCAUUUAUUACAGGAGGAAACUGGCAAAGGAGUUGAUUUUAUAUGAUUGUUAAAGCUAGGUAACUUCUCUGAGCUGUCAAGUCGAAAGGAUAUAUUUAUGCAUGAUAUUUGUAGCAUUUAACAAGAUGUGUCCCGUUCCCCCCCGUAAUUUCCGUAACAGUUUCAAUAAGCUUCCUCUGAGCAAGAGAGCUGGUGCGCUGUCAGGGUGGUUUUAGCCCAACAAGAAGUGUUUGGGGCGUGGCUUCUGGAGCCAGGUAUGGAGAAGGGCCUUAGCUCAGUUUGCCUGCGGAAGGUCCCAGGUUCAGUCCCUGCCAUUUCCAGGUAGGGCUGGGAAUCUGCCCUGCCUGAGACCCUGGAGAGCUGCUGCCAGUCAGUGUAGGCAACGCUAAGCUAAAUGGACCCAUCAGUCUGACUCCGUUCCUAUGCUCCUAUUUUAAACCAGCUGUUUGCUCCAAACCAUGAGACCUGGGAUCUUUAUUCAUGGGGUUAGAGACCAUAGCUGCUGCUGCCAGCCAGUGCAGACCGUGCUGGGGUGGGAAACAGAGAGGCCGGCUGGCCUGUUCCAGGUUUUUGCAUCUCCACUCUCAUCUGCAACCUGUGCCCCAAUUUCUCUGCCCAAAUUAAUUUGCCAGUCAAAUUCCCCCGACGUGAAGCGGCCGGCCUCGCCUCCUUUGUACUCGAGGCUGAUAAAGAACCUCCUCUGUCUCUUUCUCUCUUCAGACGUCUUCUGUUGCUUCCAGCCCCCCAUCCAAUUGGGGGUCUGCAUCCCUAGGAGGCCCCACUGACCCAACGCCCCGUGGCAUGAGCCAAAAUGACUGACAAUUCAGACUCCCGGGAGUCGGACAACAACAGCUGGGUGAUUGCCGGCUCUGAGGUGAGCAGGAGACAAAAGCAACCUGGGGAGAGGGGCGAAGGCUCUGUGGGGCAGGGGCAAGACAUCAGGGGUGGGGCAGCAUAAUGAACUCCUCAAAAGCCCUUUCCUCGUAGGCUUUUGGGUCUCCCAGGCCUGACCUCUUGUGAGGAGGACACUAGUUGGGGUCAGUGGGGAGCCAUAGAACCUGCUUAUUUUCUCUGUAGGCUGGGGGGGGUAGGGUAACCUGCAGCCCUCCAGGUUUUUAGGGGCUAUCCUCCUGGACUGUUGUCCUUGUUGCCUGGGAUGAUGGAAGCUGGAUUCCAUCAGCAUCCCUUGGAAGAUGUCCCAUCCCUGAAGUUGGCAGUGAGGUUUGAAGCGGGUGGGCAACCUCAGGCUGGGAGGGCGUCCUCAAACCACGCCCACUCUCCCUGGGCCACACCCAUCUUUCUAGGCCACACCCCUUUCCUGAGGCCACGCCCUCUUUCCAAGAAACAUCAGUCUACCUAGGGCACGCCCAUCUUUCCAGGCCACACACCCCUCCCCUCAGGCCACACCCCCUCACCAGCAUUGCUUCGUACCCUCUUGAGGGGGUGGAAUGCUCCUUUGGAUGGAUGAUUGGGGGAGGGGUGUGUUUAUUAACUGGUCUACUGUACACAGGUAGGGACGCGGGUGGCGCUGUGGGCUAAACCACAGAGCCAGGACUUGCCGAUCAGAAGGUCAGCGGUUCGAAUCCCCAUGACGGGGUGAGCUCCCAUUGCUCGGUCCCUGCUCCUGCCAACCUAGCAGUUCGAAAGCACCUCAAAGUGCAAGUAGAUAAAUAGGUACCGCUCUGGGGGAAGGUAAACGGCGUUUCCGUGCGCUGUUCUGGUUCGCCAGAAGCGGCUCAGUCAUGCUGGCCACAUGACCCAGAAGCUGUACACUGGCUCCCUCGGCCAAUAAAGCGAGAUGAGCGCCGCAACCCCAGAGUCAGUCACGACUGGACCUAAUGAUCAGGAGUCCCUUUACCUUUACCUAUACUGUACACAGGUAACAUUUGCAUCAGUUGCUCCGCCCACUUUUGCCUCUGGCCCCACCCACUUGGGACAUGCAGCCCCUCAGAAGGCAAGAAGAUGCAGCCAAUUGAAGCUGGAGCCUUCCGUAGGCAGAGGAGAUCCUGAGCUACGAUCCCUUCCUUUCUUCACCAGGCUUCAUCUCGCCCACCAUCACCCACCCUUUGGCCCAUGGGACCGUUUCCCCCUAAACCACGCCCACUGCCUCCGGGCAAGGUGUCAUAUGUGGGGCAGGUGACCAUGGGGAGACAGUCGGGAGCUCAAAGCAGGUCAUCUUCUCCCGCUUCCGCCCGGCAGCUGAUGGGCAAGAGAGGGACCCCUGUGCCUUUCUCCUGCAGCGCCAAGUGGCUUCCGUUGGAAAUCCCUGUAGAAAUGGAGCUUGCCCCUUCUCAUUUUAGCAGGGGGCUCAGUGCAAAGCGCUUGGUGCUAGGGAGGCAGAAAAGCCCCCUGCGCUACAGUUCCCAAGCACCUGGCAACCAGCUGGCCAUCAAACCCUUGCGGGAGCUCCUUAUAAUGGACUUUGGUGGGUGGGCAGGGGCAGUUUACCUGUAUUAUUAUUAUUAUUAUUAUUAUUAUUAUUAUUAUUAUUCCACCCUCCACCCUAAGGUUCCAUGGUGGGUUGCAACAUUUAAAGCACAAUAUAACAAACACUUUUAAACAACUUACAGUCAGGAAAAUAGGGUGGGCCCUAAAAAAUAUAAUAAUCAACCUCAAAUAUAAUGAUCAACCAUGGGCAGUUGAAUUCACCCUGCAUGCCUAGGUAUUUUGCUUUAAAAAAUAAAUAAAUCUCUAUUUCUGAUUCUUUAUCACAGUUGUUCUCUUCUUCUUUUGUAUCCAAGAAUAAAUAAAUAAAAACAUAGUUGCAAAACACACACACACAACCAUCAUGAUGUUGAGUGAUUGACAAGUGGGUUGCCCCACUCACCUGCCAAAGUUCGCCCACAGGGGCGGGGCCAGGUAAAGAUCCUCCCCCAUCCCACUCUAUGAGAAAAAGGGAAAUUUUGUGAUCUCUAUUUUCGACGUGUUUUGCCCCUCCAGGCUCUACCUGUAGAAGACCUUGGCUUGGAAAUGCAGCCUGGGUCUGAGCUGGCCCAGGAAGAGACACAAGGUAUGUAGCAAUGGAUGAGGCCCUUGCCCAGCCCGUAGCUGCCUUCCAUGCCCUUUCCUGACCCCACCUGGCAUUUCCUGAACUCCCCUGUUGCUUUGCAAUCUCUUCAUGAUACUGCAAGCUGGACUUUAGUAUAUAAUGGGGAAGCUGCUUUGCAUAUGGGGUCCGGCUCACCCCACUGCUCUGAAGGAGGGAAGCAUAUUUUCAGUGAUGGAGGAUACCUGGUAUUUUCAUCAGACCCUGUUUGGUCAGUGUGUGUGUGUGUGUGUGUGUGUGUGUGUGUAUCCCAGGCAUGAGGGCUGAAUGCAGCCCUUCUAGCCCUCUUACUCUCUGGCCCUUGGAACUUUCACCAGGCCACACCCCCUUUCUCCAGGCCACGCCCCUUUUCUCAGGCCACGCCCUUCACCAGUCCUCCUUUGCACCUUCCUUGGGUGUUUUUGCCUGGCUGAAACUUGUCCUUGAACCUGACACCCCUUGCUUCGUCCAUGUUUGCUUCUGGCCCUGCCAACUCCUGGCAUGCGCCCCCCACCCGGAAGUUGCCCAGAAGGGAAUGCGGGCCUCUGGCUUUGAAAAUGGUUCCCCACCCUGGAUCAUAGCUGUCAGCUUUCAGAUUUGAAAAUAAGGGAUUGGCAGCCUCGAAAAUAAGGGAUCAGCAGCCUCACCUGUCCCGGGGUGACAAUCUAACAAUCCGGGAUAGCAGCGGGAAGCAGCGCUGGAAUAAGGGAAUUUCCCGCAAAAAAAGGGAAGGUUGGCAGCUAUGCCCUGGAUGCAGAUGAACAUAAUAAACGCAUUCGUUUACUAGCUUUAACACAGGCAUCUUUUCGGACAGCCCCUCUCGACGAGAGCAAAACCCUCGUCGACCGCCCUGAUGCAGACGGCGCCAGUCAGAAGGUACAGCAUUCGCUUAAUUCUCUGCAUGUAUAUGAGAAUUCUCCAACUUUGGGGCUUCGUUCCUCUUUGAACCCAAUUCCAUUUGGCAAUUAGCCAAACGAUCCACACAGGCCCUCUUCUCUUGGGGCCUGCCUGCUGUGGCCACAGAUGCACCCUGGAGGUAAGGCAGUGGGCAGUAGUAGGCCCAGCGCCCACAGCGAAAAUUCUGUGGGUGCCCAGGCACCCAGGGCCCCCUGGAGUUGGCAGCAGUGCUUUGGACAUGUAAAUGGUGGUAAUUGGCCAAUGAAAGCCAUUACUGUACAAAGAAACUGGUCUGACCAAAUUUUGCACGGUGGCUCCUCUUACCUGGAUACAGUUGAGCACCAUUUUGUGUUUUUUCCUUUUUUUUCUUUUUAUCGGUUUUCACAUAUUACAUUACAAUACAGAUGUACCAAAGCCAACGCCAUUUCUUCCCCAUCCCCCCAUACAUAUACAUUUUUAUUUAUAUUUAUAUACAUUUAUAUUUCCUCAAUCCAUCAUAUUAUUCUUUUCUCCUUCCUCCCACUUCCCUCCGCCCCCACUCGAUUUCCUCCACAUUAUACAAUUUACAAUAAUCUUUGCAUUCUACAAUCUUCUCAAAUCAUCUAUAUAUUCUUAUUAUCUUUCCUUACUAAUUUUUCUUCCAACUAGUACUUCACAUUUUAAUCUAGGCAUAUUAGCGUAUCUUUUUUUGGUUGGGCACCAUUUUGAACCAAGAUGGCAGACUGAACCUUUUAAAGCUACACCAAUUUUUUUUGUAUCUUAGAACUCUCAAGCAACACUGGAUAUGAGGUUGCCAGGAAGUAGGCACACACACACACACACACACACACACACAUAUUCACAAUUCGAGUACAAUGCCGAUUUUACAAGCAUCCUUAUCUCUCUCGCGCGAUCCAGGGUCCUGAGGUGGUGGUGGACCCCAGUUCUGAAGAAACCCCCACGCUAGUCAAGACCCCAGAGCCCGCCCUGUCACAUGCAACGGAGGCCAGCACCUGCGAGGCUGAGGAAGAAUCUGUGCCUGUCCCACAGGGAACUGUCUUCAUCCACAAAGCAGGUGACUUAGUUCCAUCAGCAUAGGCAGUUCUUUGUGGAAUAAUGCGGAGGCCUUUGACAGAUCUCUGCCCCAAGCAGCCUACACAUCUACAUUUUGGCUGCCGGAAGAAGCAAUAGAGGAAGUGCAGAGGGCAAGGAAACAGAACACAAAUCCAAGCAAUUGCAUGUGUUUUAGGCUUCAUGUUAGUGUCUGGACAAAUGUGCUUAAUGACUUAGUUGGGGCAGAGAUUCUUGUCAGGUCUAAGGGCUGCAUUUAUUUGUGGGCAGCUUUCAGGGGGCCACAUUCUAGUGGUGGACAUAUCCCGGAGGCAACAGUAGGUGGAACAGCAAACGAAACCUUAGCUUUGUAGGGUCGCCAGAGGCCCUUGCUUACAGAUGUUCACUCGCUCUGACUUCAUCCUGGCAAGCAGAAGGUAUUAUUGCAGGUCAAGAGCAGGGUUCCAAUCAAGGAGGAUGUGGAGCAGGAACCAUGAGGUUCAGAGGUAGGUUCUACCUUUAUGUUGAAUUUCCACAAAGAGAGCUCAGGGUUCAGGAGCAAAGAGGGUGACUCGCCACCUCUCCAUCCGCAACCUGUAAAAGCUUCUUUGCUUGGUUGCCAGGAGCAAUUUCACCCUCGGCAUAGGUGAGCGGCCACAGGUGAGCCUGUUUUCUCCAGCUGACGCAAUAUUUUGAUCCUCAUUUCUUGCCCUCUUCUUUUCUCUCCUUCCCCUUCCCAGGCCCUCUGGGGGAGGAAGAAGGGAACAAUUCCAGCAGUGGGGAAGAAGCGUCCAAGGAGCGUGACGUCGAAGGCCUGCGCAGGCGGAAGGGGCGGGACGCGCCCCCCAUUCUGCCGGGGGCCGGCAGAGAUCGCGGCGCGGAGGCCUUCGAGGGCGACGACGGUGGCCUUCCCAGGACAAAAUGGCUGUUCGGGUUCCUUGCCCUCUUAGGUUUGGCCUUGUUGGCAUCCUUGGGUAAGCGGUGGCCUUGCUAGGGUGGGGCUAACUCUGCUAGCUGUUCCCUCUUGGAUGGGCCUGUGACAGUCUUGAUAAUAAUAAUAAUAAUUUAUUUAUACCCCGCGCAUCUGGCUGAGUUUCCCCAGCCACUCUGGGCGGCUCCCAAUCAAGUAUUAAAACCAAUACAGCGUUAAAUAUUAAAAACUUCCCUGAACAGGGCUGUCUUCAGAUGUCUUUUAAAGAUAGGAUAGCUACUUAUUUCCUUCACAUCUGAAGGGAGGGUGUUCCACAGGGUGGGCGCCACUACCAAGAAGGCCCUCUGCCUGGUUCCCUGUAACCUCACUUCUCUCAGUGAGGGAACCGCCAGAAGGCCCUUGGCGCUGGACCUCAGUGUCCGGGCUGAAUGAUAGGGGUGGAGACGCUCCUUCAGGUAUACAGGACCGAGGCCGUUUAGGGCUUGAAAGGUCAGCACCAACACUUUGAAUUGUGCCCAGAAACGUACUGGGAGCCAAUGCAGAUCUCUCAGAAACGAUGUUAUGUGGUCCCGGCGGCCGCUCCCAGUCACCAGUCUAGCUGCCACAUUCUGGAUUAAUUGCAGUUUCCGGGUCACCUUCAAAGGUAGCCCCUCUAUGUUAACCUUUUUGCAAACCACGGUGAGGGCUUUUUUAAAAACAAUCAAAUGGCAUUUAAUGAAAUAAGUAAUAAUAAAGCCUCUUUGCCUCUCUUUACCUCUCUCUACAGGAAUCAUAUUUGACCAAGAUGAUGGUAAGUCUUGUUUUAACUCCCUUUCCCCACCAGUGGGGAGCCACAACAGAACCCCCCCCACACUAUUUUGCCGGCUUAGAAAGAGGUUCUAUAACAUAUAGAAUAAGAGAACAAGAAGAACAUACAUUUAAAGAAGAUUGGGAAAUGUUUCCUGAAUAUAUGGGGCGGGGUAUUGUGUACGUUUGAAAACAUUGGCAGCAUUUAGUUAAAUUCAACAGGGUAAAUAAGUUCUGAUGCAUGUAAUAAUGGAAUGCUGAAUUGUUUAGUUUAUGUAAAAUAUGCAGGGAUUUAUGAUAUGCAGAAUGAACCAUGGAAGGAGAAGAAGGAAAGUCACUGAUAUUUUAAAGAUGUUUAAAUGAAUAUUCUGAAUUUGUAAAAGAGAAAAUUUAAUUAUAUAUAUGUGUGUGUGUGUGUAUAUGAAUAUGAAAGAGGCUCUUAAUUUUUUCAGCUCUCUCCUUUUUCUACUUUACAUCCUCCCCCUGCCCCGCCCCGGCUUUCUCCUACAGGCCCAGUGGACAUUUUCAGCACCUGGUCAAGCUCAGACAGUGAAGAGCCCCUUCCUGGCUCUGUUGGGGUGGUGAGUCUUUUUAUCUCUGUGCUGACGCAAGAGGGAACAGGGGGUUUCCUGCUUGGAGUUCUGGACAGCAGCUGCCAGUCUGUGCAGACAGUACUGGGUCUGGGUCAGCAUAUGGAAUCUUCUUGCUGGCUUGCUGCCCAGCCAAAGAUUCCAGCCAAUGGGAUGCCUUGGGAGGGUCAGGAGGGCGGAGCCCUCAGGGACCAACACUUGGCUGUGAUGUUCAAAUCCUGAUGUUUGCAAAUAAUAAUAAUAAUAAUAUUCCCCAACUACUCUGGGCAGCUUCCAACAAAGUACUGUAUUAAAAUACAGCAGUCUGUUAAACAUUAAAAGCUUCCCUAAACAGGGCUGCCUUCAGAUGUCUUCUAAAAGUCUGGUAGUUGUCUUUCUCUUUGACAUCUGGUGGGAGGGCGUUCCACAGGGCGGGUGCCACCACCGAGAAGGCCCUCUGCCCGGUUCCCUGUAGCUUCGCUUCUCGCAGUGAAGGAAUUGCCAGAAGGCCCUCGGAGCUGGACCUCAGUGUCCAGGUUGGACACUGGGGGUGGAGACGCUCCUUCAGGUAUACUGGGCCGAGGCUGUUUAGGUCUUUAAAGGUCAGCACCAACACUUUGAAUUGUGCUCGGAAACGUACUGGGAGCCAACAAGGCUGCAGCUCACUGUGACUCCCCACCCCACCCCAGCAGGAUUGGGCAGCUUCACCCCCACGGGAACCCCCGGUUGGCGAUGAGCUUCAGAGAGCCAAGGAAGCGGUGAUGUCAUCAGAUGGUGACCGCCAGAGCCUGGAUUCCAUGGGAGUCUUGCUAGACAAGCUGGCCAAGGAGAAUCAAGACAUCCGGCUUAUGCAAGCAGAACUGCAGGUGGCUGGAGGGUCUGGGUGGAGCGAAGGAGGGCAGAGCAGCUCCUUUGCAUGCAGAAGGUCCACGGUUCAAUCGCCAGGGGCAUCCCCGAGUAGGGGGGGGAUUGUCCCCCACUUGAAAUCCUGGAGAGAUGCUGCCAGUUGGUGAAGACAGUAAAAGUUAGGUAAAAGGUGGUGCUGUGGUCUAAACCACUGAGCUUCUUGGGCUUGCCGAUUGGAGGGUCAGUGGUUCGAAUCCCCGCGGCAGGGUGAGCUCCCGUUGCUCUGUCCCAGCUCUGCCAACCUAGCAGUUCGAAAGCACACCUGUGCAAGUAGAUAAAUAGGUACCAUUGUGGUGGGAAGGUAAACGGCUUUUCUGUGCACCCUGGUUUCCGUCACAUUGUCCCGUUGCACCAGAAGUGGUUUAGUCAUGCUGGCCACAUGACCUAGAAAGCUGUCUGUGUACAAACUUGAAAGUGAGAUGGUCGCCACAACCCCAUAGUCACCUUUGACUGGACUUAACCAUCCAGGGGUCCUUUACCUUUACCUUAAUAAGUUAGGACCUGAUUCUUCUCUCUCAUAACAGUAGUCCCCCCUCCCCAUUUGUCAUUUGUCCCCCCACCCCAUUCAUAUCAUUUUCAUUACGUAUCCCAUAAUAUUUCAAAGCAUUUAUCAUCACAUACAAAUCUUUUUUAACACACAAUGUUUCUUCUUGACUUCCCGCCCCUCCUUUCCUGAUGUUUGAUUUUUACUCUUUUUCAUUAGCUGUUUUAUAACAGAUAUGUAUUUAUUAUCUAAGCCCAUCUACCGUUAAAUAUUUCGGUAAUCCACUGCUUAUAUUACAAAUCCUUCAUAUAUUGGUGAUAAUUUGACAGAUAAUCCAUCAAUGGUUUUCAUUCCUUCUUAAAUACUUAUGCGAGGGUUGCCAUAUUUCAAAAAGUGAAAAUCAGGACACAAAAGUUGUCCAGCUUUUCUUUUUCUUGGCCAAAGUUUUUUCAAAGUCAAACUUUGAAAUGUUAAAAUGAUUUUAAAAUUAAUGAAAUGUAUACAUUUGAAAAGGUAUAAAUAAAAACUUAAAAUAAAUAAAUUAAGAGCAUAGAAUGUGGGUCUAGGUGGGCGUUUUUAAUGACAGCAACAAUGACGAAAUAACUCCUUUCCGUCCUGAAUUUUACUGCUGAAACGAAUGCUCCACAGUUUUUGGGGAGCGGCCCUUAAUAAUUGUUCCGGGUUCCUCGGUCUGGUGAUGUUUUGUCACUUGCGUCCUGGGAUCCGGAUUUCCUCUCACGUCUUUGCUCCAGCGAACAAACGCGUCUCCAUUUUCCUUUCCUUUUGGAAAACCGCAGGCCCAGAAGGAGGAACUGCAGCUGCUUCUGCGCAAGACGGAAGGCGAGGCGCUGGACUUCACCUCUCAGCGGCAGAAUUUGGCCGCUGAGAACUCCAGGCUGGCGGAGGCGCUGAAGCGGGAGACGGCCUCCCUCCUCGCCACGCGAGCCGAGCUCCAUCUUUUGCGGGAGAAGCUGGCCGAGGCGGGCAACUCCAAAUCCCAGCCGCGCCCGGAAAAGCUGCCCUCGCAGGACCGCCAGCGGGAAAAGGCAGAGAGGCCCGAAGCCGAAAUACGGCGCCUGCGCUCCUUGCUGGCGUCGGUGCGGCGGGACUUGGGGAGGGCCUUCCAGAAAGUUCCGCCCGGCAACGUGUCCGAAGGGCUCCGGAAGGAACUGGACGGCGUGGAGAGGAGGGUGGCCCAGGAACUGGAGGGGGCAGAAGAGGGGGCCAAACCGUCCUGGAAAGAUGGCCACAAAGCCAAGCGAGGGAAGGAGAAAGCCUGGCACAAAAGGCACAAUGGCCACGAGGAGCGCAAGCCCACGCACCACGGCGAAGGCCCAGAGAAGGAACACCGUCCUCCGUACAAGGCUCCCAAGAUGGGCAACGACGGGCCGCACCGUCCCAGGAAGCACCAGGGGCCGCGAGACGCCAAGCCGGCCAGAGACGGGGAGCACCGGAAGGCCAAGAAGCCCGCUGAGCCCGGUGCAUUGUGGGAAGCGCUGGCCAAGCACCCGUACCGGCCUCCUCAGGGCUGCGCAGGCGUCGGCGAGUGCGCCCGGCAGGAAGGGUUGGAGCCAGUGCAGAAGCUGCGCUUCUUGCCCAUGCUCCAGAGCUACCUGGCUGGGCUGGGCUGGGCCGAGCACUACGGAGGACUAGUGGCCGCCCUCGACGGCUACUUUGGGAGCGACGGGGCCUUUGCCCACGACCGCCUGAGCUUCGUGGAGCUCCUAGAUGAGGUUGAGGACGCGCUGGAGGAGCUGGCGGAACAGCUGGGGGGCAGCGAAGAGGAAGCGGAUAAUUUCGAGGAGGUGAUCCUGAGGCAGCUGGGGGCAGCCCCUGCGGGCAGGUGAGAGAGCCUGCGAGGUUGCAGGUGCGGGAGACGCUCUAGGGCAGGGGUCAGCAAACUUUUCCAGCAGGGGGCCGGUCCACUGUCUCUCAGACCUUGUGGGGGGCUGGACUAUAUUUUUUUUGGGGGGGGGAAUGAACGAAUUCCUAUGCUGCACAAAUAAUCCAGAGAUGCAUUUUAAAUAAAAGCACACAUUGUAUUCAGGCAGGCCCCACAAAUAACCCAGAGAUGAUGAAGAAGAAGAGUUUGGAUUUGAUAUCCCGCUUUAUCACUACCCAAAGGAGUCUCAAAGCGGCUAACAUUCUCCUUUCCAAUAAUAAUAAUAAUUAUUAUUAUUUAUACCCCACCCAUCUGGCCGGGCCUCCCCAGCUACUCUGCGCGGCUUCCAAAAAAAUAUUAAAAUACUGUAAUACAUCAAACAUUAAAAGCUUCCCUAAACAGGGCUGCCUUCAGAUGUCUUCUAAAAGUCUGGUAGUUGUUCUCUUUGACAUCUGGUGGGAGGGCGUUCCACAGGGCGGGCGCCACUACCGAGAAGGCCCUCUGCCUGGUUCCCUGUAACUUGGCUUCUCGCAGUGAGGGAACCGCCAGAAGGCCCUCGGUGCUGGACCUCAGUGUCCUGGCAGAAUGAUGGGGGUGGAGACGCUCCUUCAGAUAUACUGGACCGAGGCCGUUUAGGGCUUGAAAGGUCAGCACCAACACUUUGAAUUGUGCUCGGAAACGUACUGGGAGCCAAUGUAGGUCUUUCAAGACCGGUGUUAUAUGGUCUCGGCAGCCGCUACCAGUCACCAGUCCAGCUGCCGCAUUCUGGAUUAGUUGUAGUUUCCAGGUCACCUUCAAAAGUAGCCCCAUGUAGAGCGCAUUGCAGUAGUCCAAGCGGGAGAUGCACCACUCUGGCAAGACAGUCCGCAGGCAGGUAGGGUCUCAGCCUACGUACCACAUGGAGCUGGUAAACAGCUGCCCUGGACACAGAUUUGACCUGUGCCUCCAUGGACAGCUGUGAGUCCAAAAUGAUUCCCAGGCUGCGCACCUGAUCCUUCAGGGGCACAGUUACCCCACUCAGGACCAGGGAAUCCUUCACACCUGCCCGCCUCCUGUCCCCCAAAAACAGUACUUCUGUCUUGUCAGGAUUCAACCUCAAUCUGUGAGGUGAGUGAGGCUGAGAGACUUCAGAGAAGUGUGACUAGCCCAAGGUCACCCAGCAGCUGCACGUGGAGGAGCAGAAACGCAUACCUGGUUCACCAGAUUACAAGUCCACCGCUCUUAACCACUACACCACCACUCAUGUAAAAACACGCUGAUUCCCAGACCAUCCGAGGGCCAGAUUUAGAAAUCAAUUGGGCCGGAUCUGGCCCCCCAGCCUUAGUUUGCCUACCCAUGCUCUAGGGGCUUUAAAUGUAUGGUUUGAAUGCGGUCCCACUAAGCUUCGUGACCAAGUGGGGGAUUUGAACCUGGGUCCCCCAGGUCCUACUGCGAUGCUUUAACCGAUUAUGCCGCCACUGGUUCUCACAUUUAUUCCAUCACCUAGCUAAGCUAUGGGACUCGAUUCCACAGGGCACAGUGAUGUACCCCGACCUAGAUGUCUUUCAGAGACAAAUUCAUGGAGGAGAGGACUAUUGGUGGCUAUUAGCCACAAUGGCUGUGCUCUGCCUCCACAGUCUCAGGCAGUCCUGCUUUUGAAUAACAACAACUGGAAACCACAGCAGGGGAGAGUUGCUCUUGUGUGUGGGUCGUUCUUGUGGGUUUCCCACGGGGGCAUCUGGGGAGCUGCUGGGAGAACAGGAAGCUGGACUAUAUGGGCCAUUGGCCUGAUCCGGAAGUCUCUUCUUAUUUUCCUAUUUUUACGGUAUAUUUUCCCCAUGUCAUACGUGGCUCUGAGACGUUCCUGGUUGUGGGGAGCGAGAAGGGGAAGCAGAUUGCCAAUGGUGUGCUCUGCACCUUCAUGGCUCAAUGUUAUGUACUGAAGUUCUCACCCUGGGCCAGCAGGGGGAUACUGUAGAUAGUUAUGCAAAUAAGGGAUCGAAAGUGACAUUCAGUGAUUGGAUAGUUUUAGAAAAUUGUUACAGUUACGUUGUGCUGGAGCUCUAUAUAAGCAGGCUGACUGAGCCCUUCAGUUCAGUUCUGUUCUGGCCUGUGAAUAAACAAGAGCUGUUUGAAGAAUCGCUGUGUCGUCUGAUAUGCUCACCCACAACUUAACACUCAAUGUUAUCAGCCUUAACCUUAUUGCCUUCUCCCCAGAUUCACGCAGCGGGACAGCAGCGCCCAGCGCCACCCGAAGGAGAGGAACCCCGAGGGACACGGGCGCAAGAACGGGCGAGAGAGCACCAGCUGGCCCCAUGGCUAGGAUGGCAGGACCCGCCAGUACUAAUCUGGCUCAGGGUGGGGAGGGUAAAGGAGUUGGGCCUAUCAAGGAUUACUUGAUGUCCCGGUGGAGGGGUUGGUGCCAUUACUCGUUGGCAGGGAAGUGUCUUUAUCAACAUGCCAAGUUCUGAUGUGUGGGGUCACCCAGAUACAUUGUCCUCCCUCCCCCCAAGUCCACUCAGAGCCCUCCAUCCCCACCCACCCCACCCCAAGUUUGCUUCCACUCAGUAAUGACCAUUAGUAGAGGCGUUUGGACAGUUGGAUUAUCGUCAGGAAAGCAAACCUUUUUCACCCCAUGUCCCCUCCUGUUGAGAGAGAUCUUUGCUGGGGGUGGAUGAGGGUCUCUCUAUAGGGCCUUCCCACCCAGAUCCGGGAGGUCCUGGCUCACCUCUCUUUUGGCUCGGGAUAAGUACAGUGGUACCUCGGGUUAAGAACUUAAUUCGUUCUGGAGGUCCGUGCUUAACCUGAAAUUGUUCUUAACCUGAGGUACCACUUUAGCUAAUGGAGCCUCCCACUGCUGCCACCGCGCAAUUUCUGUUCUCAUCCUGAAGCAAAGUUCUUAAUCCAAGGUACUGUUUCUGGGUUAGCGGAGUCUGUAACCUGAAACCUCUGUAACCCGAGGUACCACUGUAAUUGUGCCAAAGGAAAAAUGGAUUGGAACCCCAAAUUAGAAAUAGGACGCCAGCGAGAUUUUGCUUCUCGGGACGCCGUGACCUUGCUGUUGUCCCUUCUAAACUCUGAAAUUCUCCCGAAAUUCUCAUCCUCCUCUCUAAUUAGGAAUGGUGAAAAUGGGGGUAUCAUUUCCUCACCUGGUGGGGGUGGGGAAGGGUUGAGUCACUUGUGGGGAUGGCUUGUUUUCCUUCUUCCCCACCCCACAUUCACCCCCUCCCUACUCCCUCACAAUUUCUUGCACUGUGAGUGUGUCGGAAACCAAAUAAAGGCACUGAUUGUUCCUUUCUUUCCAA